AGAGUGGUGACUUCUAUUAUCCUUUCAAAGUACUAAUUUCGCUAUUUUCUCGUCGCAUCUGGACAGAUUUAAAAGACAAAGUCAUUAAAAUUGUUUAAUCAGAAUGUAUUUUAAUGUGAUCUGCACAAUGAGUAAAAAUAAUUUUUAAAUUAACAUAGUAAUACUUUAAAUUUUUUGCUUUCAUCUCUUUUUAUUGAUUUUACUUUCACUUUCUUUGUUUUCCCUGUGCUUCUACUUGCUGUCUUUUUAUCUUACUUUUUAGUCUCUGUCUGUCUGUUUUUAUCCCCUAUACUUUUGCGUAUCCCUGACUGCUAUUCAUUCUUCUGUGGUCUUCUGUCUUUCGCCAUUUUGAAAACUUCCCGUAUUUUUUAAUAAACAAAAACAGUAGUGUUAACUGUAGUUAGUUAUACAUUUAUUUUAAUUCAAUAAUGAAGUUCCAAUACAAAGAGGAGCAUCCAUUUGAAAAGAGAAAGGCUGAAGGAGAGAAAAUACGUAAAAAGUAUCCUGACCGAGUGCCUGUUAUUGUCGAAAAGGCUCCAAAAUCUCGCAUUGGUGAUCUUGAUAAGAAAAAGUAUUUGGUACCCUCUGAUCUUGCUGUUGGACAAUUUUAUGGUCUCAUCAGAAAGCGUAUUCAUCUUAAACCUGAAACAGCUUUGUAUUUCUUUGUAAACAACGUAUUUCCCCCCUCAUCAGCAACCAUGGGAUCUUUAUAUCAAGAGCAUCACGAGGAGGAUUUUUUCCUUUACAUUGCUUACAGUGAUGAAAAUGUUUAUGGUUGACAACUGUCAAUAAAUCCCGAGUAAACCAGUAAAUAAGACGAGAAUGAGUACUUCAAAUUAAACAUUAACUGUUUGAGUGGACUACGUCGUACUUUGUCAUAAAUUGGUACAACUGCUUGCUGAGUGGUUAAAUAAAUUGACACAUAUGAUUUGAAGUUAUGUCUUGUAGAAUUGUUCUGACAAAAAUACUUUUUCAUUAAAAUUAUAUAUAAAGUAGAUA
Molecule: messenger RNA, 999 nt
Organism: Tetranychus urticae (two-spotted spider mite)
Lineage: Eukaryota; Metazoa; Arthropoda; Arachnida; Trombidiformes; Tetranychidae
Gene: Atg8a
Product: GABA type A receptor-associated protein autophagy-related 8a
Source: RefSeq, a predicted model, not a curated record